AUGCCGCGGAACUGUGCCGCACAGGGCUGUUCAUACAGCGUGUGGUACAGCGGAAGGCCUAUGCAUACAUUUCCAUCCGAUCCCACACUGCGGAAACUAUGGAUUCGCGUCGCCCGCCCCUCCCAACCAACGUGGGUGCCCGCCAAAGGCGACUGUCUAUGUACGGACCACUUCGCAGAGGAGGACUACGUGAGGAGCCCAGCAGUUCUGCGAAGUCUUGGGCUGCCGGUGAAGCAUGUUUUUCUGAAACCCGGCGUGGUGCCGUCGUUGUUCACGCGGAAGCGCAAGCAAGCGCAACUGAGCGGCGUCGAGGAGAAACGGCGACGCGAAGAGAUAAUUGACGAACUGCUCAAAGAACCGCCACAAGCCACGGUCACUGAGACAACUGAAGUGGUGCUCAACGCAUCAACCUCUUUCGCUGCCUACACUGAGCAAAGCCCCAAGGCUCGACAUGAUCCAAUAAAGGAAACGAGCAUACAAGUUACCCCUGAAACGCCAUCCAGGCACACUCAGACAAAUCCGGUCGUCGUGACACCACAGUGUUCAUCACCGAACCACGUCCCCCAGGCUCAAUUAGACUGGACGUUGCCUAACGUGCAGAAGCAAUUGCUAACAUCACCAUCGCUGCCGCUAGUGCCACCAGAUCCGCCUCAACCACCAGAGCCACCGACAGUUGUUGAGGAAGAACACAGUCAAGACGACUUGGAAGAUGUGGAUGGGGACUCCCUAAAAGAGCUUCAACCGAAACAUGUGGAAGCAGACGUCAGCUACCGCCCCUCCGACGCCAGCUUUCGGAUGAUGUUGUCGGACAACAGCCUAAGGGAUGACCAGGUCAACACAGCUUUUCAGGACAAUACAAGCACCGGUGGUGGUGUUGUGGACUACAUCUCUGAACGAAAGUUUAUCACUUUUGAGUCGUGUCUGGACGAGCUCCUGAUGAGGUGCCCAAAGUGCACUGCCCUCAUGCGCACCUCAAGGAAAAAAGUCAAGGGGCCUUUUUGUGUAACGCACAUGUGCUAA
Ixodes scapularis (black-legged tick) is the source of this 1020-nucleotide messenger RNA. Its product is annotated as THAP domain-containing protein 11-like. The transcript has 4 exons. Lineage: Eukaryota; Metazoa; Arthropoda; Arachnida; Ixodida; Ixodidae. The record is from RefSeq and is a predicted model, not a curated record. The coding region runs from base 1 to 1020 and encodes 339 amino acids.